This is a messenger RNA of Eupeodes corollae, 3319 nucleotides long. RefSeq names its product exocyst complex component 4 (gene Sec8). The transcript is spliced from 10 exons. Lineage: Eukaryota; Metazoa; Arthropoda; Insecta; Diptera; Syrphidae. Gene Ontology annotation, cellular component: synapse; exocyst; growth cone membrane. Gene Ontology annotation, biological process: Golgi to plasma membrane transport; exocytosis; chemical synaptic transmission. The record is from RefSeq and is a predicted model, not a curated record. The coding region runs from base 73 to 2985 and encodes 970 amino acids.
AUUAUUUCGAAAUGUCAUUUUGCCUAUAGUGUUUUUGAUAUUGAUAAUUCUGAUCGCUCGCUUUGCUGAAAAAUGGCUACACCACCACCUCCAACAAAGCCUCCGCGAGGAAUUAAAUACGGAAAAGAUGAGGCUGGUUGUGGUUUCCUUGUUAACGUCAUCAAAUCGCUAGGUUUUAGCGAAACCAAUGAAGAACGACAAAAAGAAAAACAACGCAUAGAAAAGGAGUUCAAAAAGUCUGACCAACGUCUAAACGAACUCGUCUCGAAACAUGAUAAAAAUUUGACUCGGGUACUGCCCCUUUUUAGUCAAGUAUCGACUGAAAUUACUGCCAGUCGAGAGAAGAUUCAUUCCGUGAAGGAGAAUUUAAUAGCAUGCAAGCAACUUUUACAGUGUCGUCGUGAUGAACUCAAAAAACUUUGGACUGAUGCUGUACAACAUAAAUUUGUGUUGGAAAUGUUGGACCAAAUAACUGAGCUUCGUAAGAUACCACAUAAAGCUACAGCAUAUUCUUCGAAGAGACAAUAUUUACAUGCAGCAAAAGCCCUUUGUGAUGCAACCGCUACUUGUGAUGGGCCCUUGAAGGAUGUGGAAGGCUUGUCUGACUUUAGAAAUGACUUGCUUACACGCAAAAAUCAACUCUAUCAAAAACUCCAUGAAGAAAUUGUCGAACAAUUAUACAAACAUUCUUCCGCUGAAGUUCUUACUAAUUUUCAAAGACAAAAUUCAGCUCGUAGUAGUGCAUCAAAUUUUACAAGGAAUUUUGCUCGCCGGUCUACCGAUCGCAUGGAAGCAAACGCCCGAGUCCGAAUGGCUUUGAAAGAUAUGGCGCAGGGUUUUGAUUUUGAAAAAUCUGAAACUAUAGAUGACACACAUUUAAUUGAUGCCGAUCUAAGCGUAACCUAUUUCAUUUCAAUAACAGUUGAGUGUUUCGGUAUGUUAAAUCGAGUUCCGGAUUCCAUUGAGAGGAUACGUGUUCAAAUUCAAUCACAUUUGCUGGACGUUGUACGUAAUACAACGAAUCAAAUGAUUGCUUUGAAUCUAGUGCCUACCGAUCGCCACCCGCUGUUAGCUUUGUUAGAAGUAUUAUUCAAACAAUUUAAGGCAAUCGCUAGAACACAUGCGUUACUUUUGAAAAACUAUCUAAGUGUCAUACAAAAAUACUCGGUAACAGCCAGCCCAUAUGAUUUAAGUGAUUUUUGGGCUCAAGCGCAAUCUGUGUUGCAGUUACUUCUAACCGAUUACUUGGACAUUCAAAACGAAUCUGCAGAUGAAGCUUCACAAGCAAAUUUUAACGAACCAGCUUUGAAUGUGAAUUCAUAUUUUGUUAAACGAAAAGUUCAAAGCAACAAAAGGAUUCUUUUUAAAUUUGACAAAUCAUCUCACAUUGCACAAAACCAUCAACAAAGUGGUUCUUUUAAGGGACACAGGAGGAAUCCAUCCAAUACAUCAAAUGAUGAGAAUUUGGGAGCGUUUGGUGGAGCAGAAAAACGUGAAAAAAUUCUCAUUUGUGAACCAGAUCAAAGUGUCAUUACUAAAGUAUACCUCCCUUUAAUGGGUUAUAUUCAGGAAAUUGAAAUUUUCAUGAAGUGUAAAUCGGGUGAACCCUGUAGUCUUCAUGAUUUCAUUGAUAAUUACAUUAAAGAAACAUUCCUUGCAAAGGGUCACUUUAAAAAUCUGCACUUAACCAUAGAAUCCUUGUCAAAAAAUCAAGAUGCUUGGCGUGCAAUUGUUAUGCCUGAAGAAGUUAAGUCACUUAACAUCCCACGACCCCUUCUUCAGUCUACAGUUAUGGUGGAACGAAGAAUAUCAGAGACCAAGAACCUUAUUCAGGAUCUACCAUGCUUUUCGGAGGAUCUCUUAAAAAUGGUGUGUUCAUUGUUGAAGACAUACCGAGAAACUUGUCAGGCUGCAUAUCGUAGUAUUGUGCAGCCAGACUCGGAAGAUAAGCGAAUAUAUAGUGUGGCGUGGUUGAAAGAUGAAGAUAUAAGUCGAUUUUUAAAAACACUUCCAAAUUGGACUGACUUAAAGACUUCAAGUAAUCGCGCAAAGCAUACUAAGAAGCUACAUCGGGGACAGUUUGACCCGUCUGAGGAAGAAAGUCCUAUACAAGUACAACAACGUAAUGUACGUGAAGCUGAAAUGCUAACCAGCAAUCUAGGCGAAGGUGGAAUAACUCAACAAGAAAUUCUCUCCGAUAUUGGUGUUCUCAAAGAACUCGCAAUAAUGCAAGAGAGUAUGGAAUGGUUUUCAUGUCGAGUGUCUGAAUUUGCAAAUGAGCUGAGACGCCCCAUUAUAAAUGGUCUUAACUCGGCUGCGAAUGAAUGUUCAUCCAUAACAAUUAAAGAGGGCACCAUUAAAGUUCUUACGAAUUUAGCACUAGAAUUUGAUGAGUUGGCUAAUACUUGUCUUUUAGUUCUUCAUUUAGAAGUUCGUGUUCAAUGCUUUCAUUACUUAAGAUCAAAGCCUACAGUCAAACCAGAUUAUGCUACUUCAAAGGAUGAUGUUCUUGAACCGGAUAGACAAGUUCAAAAACUUACAAAAAUCUUAACAGAAAUGGAUGAGGCUUUUAGUUCAACAUUGCAUUCUAGAAAAACAAGGUAUAUCUUCGAAGGACUCGCACAUUUAGCAGCAAAAAUUCUUAUUCAAGCUUCCAAUUACUUAGAAAGUAUCGAUCAAAUUAUCAUUCAACAAAUGUGCAGAAAUUCGCUAGCAUUACAGCAAACUUUAAGCAACAUAACUGCUUCUAGAGAAGUGGCUCUUGAUCAAGCCAAGAACUUUUACGAUCUUCUUUGUAUGGAGCCAGAUGACAUAUUAACCAGUAUCAUAGAAAAAGGAGCACAAUUCAGUGAAAUGCAAUAUUUGAAUGCUCUUCAAUUAUCGUGCAAAGCACGUGGCAUUGCAGACUCAAACACACUCGCUUGUUUCCAGCAGAAGCUCUCCGAUAUAUUAGGUGCUAAACCGCCAACUGGUGUAGUUGUAUAAUGUUUUUUUUUUUUUUUUAAUGCUUUGUUAUAAAUAUAAUAUAUAAGAUAAAUAAUAAUAAAAUAAAAACUAAUCUGUGCUACACAUUUAAAUCAAACUAUCUAAAACAGUAUGCAAAUCUGCAGGCCUUGGCAGUAAAGCCGUUAGGUUCUGGAAAGCGAGUGGAAGUUGUCAAUUCCUUUAAAAAUGUUGAAGCUGAAUUUUUUUUAGUUAAAUACAAAUAUGUGUUCUAAAAUAUGUCCAUGGUCUUAUAUAAGAUAAAAUAAAAACAGACCAUAUUUGAUUUCUAGAAAUUGUAUUUUGUUUUAAAUAAAUAAUGGGAGCAAAAAUGAAA